AUCACAUCCGCCCACCUGGUGUCAUAUUGCGCAUGCGCGGUCUGGCCCGCCCUCUGCGGCUCGGGGACGAUGGCGAAACGCACGAAGAAGGUUGGGAUUGUGGGCAAGUAUGGCACUCGAUACGGAGCAUCACUCCGCAAAAUGGUGAAAAAGAUCGAGAUCAGUCAACACGCCAAGUACACCUGCUCCUUCUGUGGGAAGACCAAGAUGAAGAGGAGAGCUGUUGGUAUAUGGCAUUGUGGAUCCUGCAUGAAGACUGUGGCUGGAGGAGCUUGGGCCUACAACACCACCUCGGCUGUCACUGUGAAGUCUGCCAUUCGCCGUCUCCGGGAACUAAAGGAUCAAUAAACACAGAUCAAGGAUAUCUAAUUUACAGCCAUUUAAAUGCCAGCAUGGUAGCUAAUAAAAGGUUUAAUAAAAAAAGACA
Pristis pectinata (smalltooth sawfish) is the source of this 427-nucleotide messenger RNA. RefSeq names its product ribosomal protein L37a (gene rpl37a). Gene Ontology annotation, molecular function: structural constituent of ribosome. The record is from RefSeq and is a predicted model, not a curated record. NCBI's taxonomy places the organism in Eukaryota, Metazoa, Chordata, Chondrichthyes, Rhinopristiformes, Pristidae. Gene Ontology annotation, cellular component: ribosome. Bases 70 to 348 code for a protein of 92 amino acids. Gene Ontology annotation, biological process: translation. The transcript has 4 exons.